Molecule: messenger RNA, 642 nt
Organism: Westerdykella ornata
Lineage: Eukaryota; Fungi; Ascomycota; Dothideomycetes; Pleosporales; Sporormiaceae
Exons: 1
Source: RefSeq, a predicted model, not a curated record
GCGGGCUUCCGAAAUUCACACACAUGGGUUUCUGAUGACACCAAACUCAUGCAGGACUGGUUAGUCAUUCGGAACGCUAUGAGGCGACUCUUUCGCCAUUCGGAAGUUGCCAAGUGGAAGUACACGGACUACAUUGCACAUAGGGAGGCAAUGAUUGCAUCCGCCAAAGCCCGUCUGGACAAGAAGUUGCGAGUAAAGGAAGAAGAGCGCCAGCGACGUCUUGCCCUUACAGAGCAGGACUAUGCAUACGCAGAAGGUCUGGGCUACAGUGUCUCCGGGUGCCUCAACUGGGGCGGCAAUCGGUCGCUCGUGCUUGGUGAGAAGACGAUUUGGUGCCUGGAUUGGCAGAACGGGAAAGAGGAGAUUGCCCCAUGGCCGACAUUGGCGGAGAUGAAGUGGGAGGGUGAUGACCGGGCAAAGACGAACGUCGGACGCUUCCUCCCCCUGCCUCGCGAGAUUGGCGCUCCUGGAAUCGCGUGGUCGCAACUCCAGGUUGUGGAGCAGUAUCCCCUGGACCAAGUGCAGAAGGUACCAACGCUCGAGGACAUUCUGCUUCCCGUCGACGAGAUCGAUGAUGAGGUCAAGUAUGACCUGAUCACCAAGGACCUUGAGGAUGCCAUGGAUGAGUACCUGGAGUCAUAG